AUGAUAAAAACUAUAAUACUGUUGUUAUAUAUUGUUAGUAGACAUAAAGUCAAUAAAAUGAUGAAAUCUUAGUCUAUAUGUAUGUGUUUGCUUAAGAAUGGCCAGGAUCUAUAUGUAAAUUUCAGAAGUGUACAAAAACAUACGUGGGAAAUUAUGAUAAUGCUAGAUGGAAUACACAUGGAUUAUGGCCUAAUGCAAUGUUAGAAACUACUUGUUGGAUGA
Messenger RNA from Paramecium octaurelia, 222 nucleotides. Lineage: Eukaryota; Ciliophora; Oligohymenophorea; Peniculida; Parameciidae. The record is from the annotation of a GenBank genome assembly.